AUGUCUCUAGCUUCUUCACCACCAGUCUCCACAUUUGCUGGUCACCGUACUACUCUCAGGUAUUAUGAUCAACGUCGUCUUCCAAAGAAGAUGAGGAAGAACCCUUCUGCAUACCCUCUCUUUCUCAAUCAGCUUAACGAAGGCUCACCAACACCCAAAUCUUACAAAGAGGUCAUUAAGCCCUUCCGCCAAAUGUUUGCUCGUGAGAUCUCUUCUCAAUCCAAAGACUCUGAUAUUUCUAUUGCUAAGGUUCUCUUGUACAUUGCUGCUGAAGAUGAAGCCUUCUUGGCAUUCAACCGGGAGAUAGAUGCUCUGUCUUUCAUGAGAGAGAGGGGAAACAUCCAAGACCAAUCUGAUCCGAGCGAGACUGAUUCCGAGGAGCAGCUGUUGCAGGUAGCUGGAAAGAGUAUACUCGAAUGGCUGAGUGAACUAGAUGCAAUUUCAAAACAAGUAGAGUCAGAGUUAGUCUCACGAGGCAUCAACAGCUGCCACUCUGUUCAAGUUCUCGAAGCUGUAAACACAGUUCUCUUCGAUAUGAGAGGCUUCAAGAGGACAACAACAUGCUUGAACGAAGACCCCAAGUAUUACUACCUUCACUCUGCACUUAACUCUAGAUGCGGCACUGCGUUCUUGUUUAGUGUAAUAUACAUCGAAGUUUGUCAGCGCCUAGGUGUGCCUAUUGUGGGAGCUAGAGUUGGGGAAGACUUUUUGGUUUGGCCUAAGACUGAGAAUCCUGAAGAACUCUUUGAAGUAGUAACUUCAGGGAAGAGCUUGUUUGCUGUUGUCAAUGGAAAGUGCGUUGAUGAUUCAGAUUCAAUGGCAUCAGAUUUAACCGGAAAGUCACUUCAGGAUCUUGAUGUUGUAACUAACAGAGACAUUAUAGGGAUUGCUCUCGCCAACUUGAUUAGGGUUCACUGGAGACGUGCUUCGAAGCCAUCACCUGGUGGAGUAAUGCUGACUUCUCCUCUUAGUGAACGUAACAACCUCAGGAUUUCUAAUUUUCCAUUGUUGCGGCCUCAAGAUCUUAGAAGGUUGGCUAUUGCUGCUGCUGAAAGGCUGUUGAUUUUGGAACCUAAUAACUGGCGACUUCGAAGAGACCUUGGCAUGAUGCACUACUACGUCAGGCAAUGUAGAGAGGCGAUUCAAGAGCUGAGCAUAUGCAUAGCCUUUGUAAUUGACGAAGAAGAAUCAAAAGAGUUGACGCUUUUUGUUGAGAAACUUCAUCGUCUCUUUUCAUUGAUGUCGUCUCCCUUAGACUCUUCUGAUCGCUUGGCCGUUCAUUGA
Molecule: messenger RNA, 1284 nt
Organism: Eruca vesicaria subsp. sativa (arugula)
Lineage: Eukaryota; Viridiplantae; Streptophyta; Magnoliopsida; Brassicales; Brassicaceae
Source: the annotation of a GenBank genome assembly